AUGUUGCUCAAAUCUCUUGUCUCUGCAGCCACCGUUGCGUGUGCUGUCGCUGCUGAUUUGCCUGCCAUUGAAAUCGUCGGUAACAAAUUCUUCUACUCCAACAAUGGCUCCCAGUUCUUGAUGAGAGGUGUCGCCUACCAGGCUGACACCCAGAACGCUACCGACACCGAGCAGUUCGUGGACCCCUUGGCUAACGUUGAGACCUGUAAGAGAGACAUUCCUUACUUGCAACAGUUGAACACCAACAUCCUUCGUGUUUACGCUUUGAACGCAUCUUUGGAUCACUCGGGAUGUAUGGAAUUAUUGCAGGAGGCUGGCAUCUAUGUGAUUGCCGACUUGUCCGAGCCAGAUCUCUCCAUCGACAGAUCCAACCCUCAAUGGAACUUGGACUUGUUGGCCAGAUACACCGACGUGGUGGACAAGUUCCACAACUACACCAACGUGGUGGGUUUCUUUGCUGGUAACGAGGUCACCAACGAAGCCUCCAACACCGAUGCUUCCGCUUACGUCAAGGCUGCUGUCAGAGACACCAAGGCCUACAUUAAGGAAAAGGGCUACAGAGCCAUUCCUGUGGGAUACUCCAGUAACGACGACAUCGAGAUCAGAGUUGACUUGGCUGACUACUUUGCUUGCGGUGAUGAGGAUGAGAGAGCUGAUUUCUUCGGUAUUAACAUGUAUGAAUGGUGUGGUACUUCCACCUUCAAGACCUCUGGUUACCUGAACAUCACCUCGCAGUACGAGAACUUGGGUAUUCCAGUUUUCUUCUCUGAGUACGGAUGUAACGAGGUUCAACCAAGAAAGUUCACCGAGGUCCAGGCUCUUUACUCUAGCGACAUGACCGGCGUCUGGUCUGGAGGUAUUGUCUACAUGUACUACCAGGAGGCCAACAACUACGGUUUGGUUAGCAUUGACUCCAGCGGCUCUGUCUCCACUAUGGCCGACUUCAAGUACUUGCUGAGCCAGCUUGCCUCCAUCAGCCCAUCUUACGCUACCAUUAACUCUCAGUCCACUUCUGCCUCUGUCACCACUUGCCCAGCCGUGGGUGCCAACUGGUCUGCCAACACCGCAUUGCCUCCAACUCCAGAUCAGUCCAUCUGUAACUGUAUGGCUGACUCUUUGACCUGUGUUGUUGCCGACUCUGUGGAUGAGGAAGACUACGAGUCUCUUUUCGACUAUGUCUGCAGUCAAGUGGACUGUUCUGGUAUCAACGGUAACGCUACUACUGGAAGCUACGGUUCCUACUCGCCAUGUGAUUCCAAGCAGAAGUUGAACUUCGUUCUUGACUUGUACUACUCCGCCAACGGUGAGAGCAAGAGUGCUUGUAGCUUUGACGGUUCUGCUACUACCCAGAAGGCCACCACCGCAUCUUCGUGCACUGCCGUGCUUUCCUCUGCUGGUGUUUCUGGUUUGGGUACCGUGAGUGGUUCUAUCAAUGCUGCUACCUCCGCCUCUGGCUCCAACGCUUCUGGUUCCUCUGGCUCCUCCGGCUCCUCCGGCUCUUCUGGUUCUUCCUCGGGCCUGUCUGCUAGCUCCACCAGCUCCACCAAGAGCAGUGGUGCUGUUGGCAUGAGCUCGACUGCCUCUGCUGCCUGGAUGUUCGUUGUGUCCUUGACUACAGUUGGAUUCGGCUUCUUGUUUGUCUGA
Molecule: messenger RNA, 1644 nt
Organism: Sungouiella intermedia
Lineage: Eukaryota; Fungi; Ascomycota; Pichiomycetes; Serinales; Metschnikowiaceae
Source: the annotation of a GenBank genome assembly